Messenger RNA from Trifolium pratense (red clover), 4250 nucleotides. RefSeq names its product disease resistance protein RPV1-like. Gene Ontology annotation, molecular function: ADP binding. Gene Ontology annotation, biological process: defense response; signal transduction. The transcript is spliced from 6 exons. The record is from RefSeq and is a predicted model, not a curated record. The coding region runs from base 229 to 4122 and encodes 1297 amino acids. NCBI's taxonomy places the organism in Eukaryota, Viridiplantae, Streptophyta, Magnoliopsida, Fabales, Fabaceae.
ACAUCAAAUUUGAAUUUCUCUAUUGAAAUAAAAAAGUUUGUGUCGUUUUUAUAUGACUUAACUUAUGCAAAGUCAAGCAGAGAACAACGCAGAAAAGACAUGUAAGUUUCAUCUCUGACCAAGUUUUAUAAAUGUUCGUUCUAAAGGCACAAAACCAACAAGAGGCAAUAAAGAAAUUGAGUUCCUUCCAGUGUUGGGGACGAAUACUUCUGCUAUAGGGAUAUUGCUAUGUCUCAUCCAAAGCAUGACGUGUUCCUCAGCUUUAGAGGAGAGGACACUCGUGACAACUUCACGAGUCAUCUUCAUGCAGAAUUGUGUAGGAAAAAGAUUGAGACGUUCAUAGAUAAUAGACUUGUUAGAGGCGAAGAGAUUUCACCAGCACUAUACAGAGCAAUAGAAGAAUCGGCAAUUUAUGUCAUCAUUUUGUCAGAACACUAUGCUUCUUCCAGUUGGUGCUUAGAUGAACUGACAGAGAUACUGAAAUGUAAGGAGAGAUAUGGAAGGGAAGUCAUACCAGUGUUCUAUAAGGUGGAUCCGUCAAAUGUUAGGCAUCAGAGACAGAGUUAUGCAGAUGAUUUCGUUAAGCAUCAUCAACGAUUUGGUGGCAAAGUGGACGCGUGGAAGGCUGCUCUAACCCAAGUAGCUGGACUCUCUGGCUGGGAUUCACAAGUUACCAGACCAGAAAGCACACUUGUUACAGAGAUUGUGAAAGACAUUUUGAAAAAAUUGAAUAGUUGUUUCUCAAGCAAUUAUGAAGGAAUGACGGGAAUUGACAUGCAUAUUGAACAAAUCCAAUCCUUGUUGCUCCUUGAGUUGCCGACUGUUCGUAUCAUAGGAAUAUGGGGCAUGGGAGGGAUAGGCAAAACAACAAUUGUCAGUGCGGUCUUUGAAAAACUCGCAACUCAGUUCAGUUCAAAAAGCAUAAUUCUAAAUGUUCAACAAGAAAUAAAAAGAGUUGGACUAGACAAUGUAAAAAGCAAAUACUUAUCAAAACUUCUAGGGGAAGACAUUACAUCCUCUGAAAACAACUAUUCAUUUGAUCCAAGGCUCAAACGGACAAAGGUUCUUCUUGUUUUUGAUGAUGUGAAAGAUUCUGAUCAACUUAAAGAUUUAAUUGGAACACAUAGUAACUUUGGCCAAGGGAGUAGAAUCAUUGUGACUAGUAGAGACAAGCAAGUGCUUGAGAAUGCCAAUGCUGAUGAAAUAUAUCAAGUUAGGGAAAUGGAUUAUCACGAUUCUCUACAACUCUUCUGUUUAUUUGCCUUUAAACAAAAGAAUCCAAAAGAAUCUUUUGUGAGCUUAACGGAAAAGGUUUUAGAUUAUGCUAAAGGGCUUCCAUUAGCUCUCAAAGUUCUGGGCUCAUUGCUUUAUGGCAAAGCAAAUGAAGUAUGGGAAAGUCAGCUACAAAAGCUCGAAAAGAUUCCCGAUCUUAAAAUUUUUAGAUUGUUGAAGUUAAGUUAUGAUGGACUUGACGACGAACAAAAGGACAUAUUUCUUGACAUAGCUUGCUUCCAUAGAGGAGAAGAUGAGAAAGAUGUAGCAAUAACAUUGGAUUCUUGUGGUUUCUCUGCUAACAUUGGAAUGGAUGUUCUCAAAGAUAGAUGCCUUAUAUCUAUUUCACACGGUAGUGUAUGGAUGCAUGAUCUAAUACAAGAAAUGGGGCAUGAAAUUGUUAGGCUUCAAUGUGUCGAUGAUCCUGGAAAACGUAGUCGAUUAUGGAAGGCUAGUGAUUUUUACGAUGUUUUAAGCAAGAACAUGGGAAAGGCUACAGAUGCAAUCCGGUGUAUAUUCCUAAACAUGGAUGAAAUAGAGAAAGUUCAACUAGAUGCUGAUACAUUUAAGAAAAUGCAUCAUCUUAGAAUUAUCAACUUCUACAAUUGCUUUGGGAAUUACUCAAACGUGACCUUUCAUGGGCUUCUUAAGAGUUUUCCUAAUGAUUUAAAAUUUCUUCAUUGGGAUUGGUUCCCUCAAAGAUCUUUGCCGAAAGACUUUUGCCUAAAAAAUCUUUCCACACUUGAAAUGCCUCGUAGCGAUCUUGAACAACUUUGGGAGGGGAAUCAGGCUUUACCAAAUUUGAAAAGGCUUAACCUUAGUUAUUCUAAGAAGCUGACAAGACUACCAGACCUCUCUUCGUGUUCAAAUAUUGAAGAAGUAUGUCUUUCUGGCUGUAUAAGUUUGACACAGGUUUACUCCUCUACUUUCCUCAACAACCUUUACAUUUUAUCUAUAGAAGAUUGUACUGAACUCAAGAGUAUAGAUAUUCCUAGCAAUAUUCUAUCAAGACCAUCUGGAUUAGUGACUCUCACUGAUUGUCACAACCUUGAAACACUUUUAAUCAGCAGUAGAACUGAUCACGUGGUUCAAUUUACUCAUUCUUAUAGAUAUUAUAAGUUUGAAAGAAUGAAAUCUUGUUGUGAAGAAACAGAAAUAGCGAUGAAUGACGAAGGGGAUUACGAGAUUCGGGAAUCAUUUUCAGAUACUGUAACUAGUAUCAAUGAUUUUUAUUGGUUUGAUAUUUCCAAAUGUGAGUCCCUAACAUGCCUACCAGCUGAACUUUUAAAUUUGAAGUUUCUAAGAACACUUUCUCUCAGUGGUUGUUUAAAGUUGGAGGAGUUACCUGAAAUCAAGGAGACUAUGGAAAAUCUAAAAGUGCUCGUCUUAGACCAUACAUCAAUAAAAGAACUACCUUCAUCCUUACAUCGUUUGGUCGGGCUUGAAGAAUUGAGCUUGCAAAGUUGCAAAAAGCUUAAGACUAUUCCAUCUUCUAUUGGAAAUUUCAGUAAACUUCUCAAGUUAAACCUUGCCAAUUGUGCAUCACUUGAAACUUUUCCAAGUAGCAUUUUCAAAUUGAAGUUGACAGAACUCGAUUUCAAUGGUUGCUCAAUGCUUAGGACCUUUCCGGAGAUCUUGGAGCCUGCAGAAAGUUUUACUUGCAUUAACUUAAGAAAAACAGCAAUAAAAGAACUACCUUCAUCUCUAGACCAAUUGGUCGGGCUUGAAGAACUGAUCUUGCAAAGUUGCAGAAAGCUUAAGAAUAUUCCAUCUUCUAUUGGAAAUCUCAGUAAACUUCUCAAGUUAAACCUUGCCAAUUGUGCAUCACUUGAAACUUUUCCAAGCAGCAUUUUCAUAUUGAAGUUGACAGAACUCGAUUUCAAUGGUUGCUCAAUUCUUAGGACCUUUCCUGAAAUACCAAAUGACAGUGUCUGCUUGUCAUCCUUGACUGAACUUUCACUGCAAGGAAGCAGAAUUGUGAACCUUCAUGAAAGUGUAGCUCAUCUGUCAAGUUUGAGAUCACUUAAUUUAAGUGAUUGCGAAUUGCUUGAAUGUGUUCCAAAGCUUCCACCAAAUCUAAACCAAGUUUUGGCAUUUGAUUGCCCUUCCGUUAAGAGAAUGAUGCUAAAUUCAAGGUCUGAUUUCCAAAAAAGUACCUUCAAAUUUAAUCUGACCAAUAGUGAAGAACUAGAUGGUACUUCUUUGAGUAAAAUUGAAGAGGAAGCAUAUAUUAAGAUCAAAGAUGAUGCAUAUAGGUCAGUGUUGUUCUGUUUUCCAGGAAGUGCAAUUCCUUAUUGGUUCCGUCACCGUUGCCAGGGACAUUCAAUAACUAUAAGAAGUGAUGAUUUAUAUUUGUAUGGGGGAAACAAGCUUAUUGGUUUUGCUCUGUGUGUGGUUUUGGGACGUGACUUUCCAUUUGAUCUCAGCAGCAGCAUAGCACCUUGGUAUAAUUGUAUUGGCUUUACAUACCAAUUAAAAUUUGAACCUGAUCAUGGUCAAAUACACUUUCAUCCCAACAAGUUUGAAGGUAAAUAUGAUUGGAUGCCAAUGAGAAGAUUUUCCCAACAUCACACAUUCUUAUGGAAGUAUGAAUUGGACUUGGCAACAAUUGGCUACGGGCUCAUUGAUGCAGACACUAUCACUUUUGAGAUCCUAGAUGAGCAUCGUUGUCCCUUAAGUUUUCCAACAACCAUGACGGUGAUAGAAUGUGGAAUAUGUCCUCUGUAUGCCAAAGAAAAUAAUGAUGAUAGCAUUGAAGAACCAAGUGGAAGUGGGGAUGCUGUGUGUUUGGUGGAUUUGGAUCUCUCCUUAGGCGGUAAUUACACACAUAAUAAAAGAAGAAAAACUUAGAAAAAAAAUUUGUAUUGGUUGUGCUGGGUAAUUUUUUAUUGUUCAAAUUCUAACCAAAAAAUAAUAAUAAUAAUUUAAUUGUUGUAAACUUUGAAAACUCGUGAAUACUAUUUUCAAAAUACCAGCAA